Coturnix japonica (Japanese quail) is the source of this 5451-nucleotide messenger RNA. RefSeq names its product ribosomal RNA processing 1B (gene RRP1B). Gene Ontology annotation, biological process: rRNA processing. Gene Ontology annotation, cellular component: preribosome, small subunit precursor; nucleus. The record is from RefSeq and is a predicted model, not a curated record. NCBI's taxonomy places the organism in Eukaryota, Metazoa, Chordata, Aves, Galliformes, Phasianidae.
AUACGUCAGAGAAAUGAGACGGAGACGUUACUAACGUGCGCCAGGGAGUCGGUGUGACGGUGUGGUGCGGUGCUGCCGGGCCAUGGCUCCCGCCGCCCCGCAGGCUCCUGAGGUCCAGUUCGCGCAGCGGCUGGCAGCGAACGAGAAGCGGAUCCGGGACCGAGCCGUGAAGAAACUGCGGGGCUACAUCCGCCUCCGCACCCAGCAGCCGGGCGGUGGCUUCAGCCAGGAAGAACUGCUAAAGAUAUGGAAGGGACUGUUCUAUUGUAUGUGGAUGCAGGAUAAACCACUGCUACAGGAGGAACUUGCAAAUAACAUUUCACAACUGAUCCAUGUGAUUCAGAAUACAGAGGCUCAACACUUGUUUAUUAAAACAUUCUGGCAGACUAUGAGCCGUGAAUGGAAUGGAAUAGACAACCUACGUCUCGAUAAGUACUAUAUGCUAAUCCGUAUGAUUUUGAGGCAAUCCUUUGAAGUGCUGAAAAGAAAUGGCUGGGAUGAAAGCCUAAGAGAACUGCUACUGCAGCUCCUAAUGAAAGAAGUCAUGGACCCAGACAGCAACACUCCCAGAGGAAUCAAGUUCCAUUUCAUUGAUAUCUAUCUGCAAGAAUUGGCAAAAGUUGGUGCAAAGGAGCUCACAGCAGACCAGAGUCUCAAGUUCAUUGAGCCUUUCUGCAAUUUCGUCGCCAAAUCUAAGGAUCCUUCUGUGAUGCACGCUGUAGCCAGUGGUAUCUUUGAGAUCAUUGUGGAUCAGUCCCCGUAUGCCAUUGAAGACCUAAUGAAAGAACUGGAAAGCAGCAGUGAUGAGGAAGAUGUGUCUGAAGAUGAUGAACAGGGAAAGAAAGAGAUGCUUAAAACCAAAGCAAACAGACGUUCGUCAGAAAAAUCAGCACAGAGUGCUGAAGAAACAGAGGAUAUACAUGAAAAUGCUGAUGAUAGCAUCGGGCCUGUUCUUCAGUUUGAUUAUAAGGCUGUUGCUGACAAACUCUUUGAACUGGCAAGCAAGAAAAAUACACCUGCCCAUAACAGGAAGCGUCUGUACAAGCUGGUCAAAAAGUUCCAGGAUUUAGCAGAAGGAAUCUUCCCCCAAGAUAUCCCGGAAGAUGUUUCUACAGAUGAAGAUGAUGAUAUGUUCAGCAGAAGAAGGCGAAAGAAAAAAGUUGUCAAACCUUCAGAGAAAAGCAGCUUGGAAAAAGUAAAAGAUGAACAAGAGACAUCAAGUGCAAAAGAGACAUCAGUACCACAGAAGAGGAGGAAAAAAAGGAAGAGAAGGGAGAGCCCACGUGCUGAUUCUGGAACAACUGAUGGAAAUUCUGAGGAGGGAAUAGCUGAAACAUCUGGAUCUGUUAAAUGUAACGUGGGAAAAAUGCCAGAAAAUAAUAAGAUAAAGAAGAAAAAGAAAUUGGUAGUUAAUGAGGCAAAUGAGAUCAGAAAUGCAGUAAGUGACACCAGAGAUAAGCACAGCAUCUCCACACCGAGUGGUCAGAAUGACACAGAACAGAGUAAAAAGAUUCAGUCAGAGAAAAUGAAACCAGAAGUGCAGAAUGUUCUUGGAAAGCUGGAGUGUCAAAAUGGUCCAGCUAAUGCCAAAAAAGCAGAGGAUGUCAACCCAUCUGUCGCACCAUUAAUUCCCAAGGCUGGGAAGAAGAAACUAAAAGCAGGGUCUGCCUUGGUCAAUGGGGAGAACUUUUUGCAGCAGACAGACUUGAAAUCCAACAAGGAGGGCCCACUGCCAAGGGCUGUGGACUCUGGAUCUGAACCCUCUGGAAAGGUCAAAUUGAAGAAGACAAAGCUGGUUGCUUUGGAAGGGAUCGAGGUCUCCAACCAGAAAGCAGCAAUCUUGAAAAAGAAGAGGAAAGUUAAAGAGGUGCUAAAUUCUGUUGAAACCAAUGGAAUUCUGGAGACUGCAUGCAAGAAAAGCAGAAAGGAGGAAAGCAGCCCUGCUCUGUCGCCACUGAAGAAAAAGAAAGCAAAACAAGGGAGUGAUUUCGUAAAGUUUGAAAAAUCAACUGUACCAAAGGCAUUAGUCUUCAGGAAGGCCAGAAGUACCAUCUCCUCCACCAGAGCCUCCAUUCCGUUGAAUAAACUGCAAUCAUCCAGCUCCAAAAAAGUCACCUUUGGUUUGAAUAAAAACAUGACUGCUGAAUUUAAAAAGACUGACAAAAGUAUCUUGGUGAGCCCAGAAGGACCCUCUCGUGUCGCUUUCAAUCCUGCACGGAAACCCCGUCAUGGAGUUCUGAAGUCUCCUGCAGGUACCCCAGACAAAGAGCCUAAACUGAAGAAACCACUUAUCGCACAAGCUAAGAAGAAAGCUACUGCUAGGGGAUUCUUUUAAACCAAUAGGCCUACUUUUGUACAGGACGUUUUGCUAAAAUAUAACAUUCUCUGGAGGUAUUUUGAACUUCUUUAUUUUUUUAAGUUAAUAUGAAUUGUAUAUACAAGAUUCUGGUUGUGACCUGAGACAUCACUAUUUUAACAGCGCUUCAGCUGUAUCUUGAAAUAUUUGUUUUGCCUAUUAACUGAAAAGAAAUAAAAUCCAAUCUCUACUCAGGUAUAGUCUACAAAAAUAUGGUCACAUAAUUCCCAAUAGCCUUUUACAUUUAAUUAAGGAAUGGUGAGGGUUGCAUUGUUCUAGGAUGGGUUUGUUUGGUUUUUUUUUGAGCCAGUUUAAGAAACCUUGCACUUCAUGCUGUUCAACUCUUUAUGACAGGUCAGGGCUUGAAAGGAAAAAGACAACAUAAAUUUUAACUCCAUUAGUUAUUUGUCUAUUUUAAAAUCUUACCCCAUCAUUGGCAGCUUGUUUCUUCUGCAAAUAACAAUUACCUCAUGUUUCUGCUUAACACGAGCUGGACUUGGGUAGCUUUACCCAACUAAGAAAGAUUUUCCAGCAAUUAUAUUUGUGUGGCUGCUCAAUUGAUGACUGAUACAAUAAAUCUUCAUAGUGGGUUUUCUGCUGAGUUGAGAACUCUCACUUCAUUACUUUUGAUAAUAAAAGUGCCAAAGCUGACUUACACUUACCGUAUGGUAAGCUGGCCUUUACUGUUAUUCACAUGAGAGAAAUCGUUGAUAAUUCCAGCUGGUCUCCCCACCACUCCAGCUCCAGUGCUGACUUUCCUGGAGGUAUCACAGGGAUCCUAGAUUUCUUUAGCAGCUGGUAUCACCACAUUUUACCAGAACAGAUCUCAUUCAGUGAAUGAACCACUGGUUGUAGUAAAGCUAGAUCAGCGUCGUGCAUCCUUGGUUAGGAUAUGCCUCUUUCAGAUCUUCAGUGCCUCCCAACACAGGGUAACACUUGAUAGUCCAAACAGUUUUGUUUUGGCUUUGAUGUUGAACCAGAAGAUUUCUUUCUGUAAUGUUUCCUUGUGUUACUUAUACUUGGAUUUGUUUGUUUUUUUUUUUAACUAAUGUGCAGAUUUUGAUUUUUUUUUUAUGGAACACUGUGUCCUUCUGUGAGAGACUGUUAUCAUAUUUCAAGGGGGAACUACGAGGAAAGGGAGAACAAUUAAAAAUUGUUCUUUUAAUAUCUUUUUUCAUACGAUUGAAAGACAUCAAAUCUUUCAAUUGAAAGUUUUGCUUUCAAGGCUCUGCAGCAGAUCUUUACAUAGAAGUUCAGCUUCAAAAUACAACCUGGUGCCAGAACAGAACUUCAUGAAAUUUCCCACUGUUUAUUUCCAGGAUCCCCUGGGUUAGAUGAAGUAGGGCUACUUCAGUACCUUGUGCGAUGAGAACUAGUAAAUGUUUUGCUAAUUCAGUGAGCAGAGUUAAAUUUUGUGGCAUAAUACAUUUGCAUUGCUGAAUACUGCUUUUUACCAGUCUUUGGUGCUGACUGUCCUCUGCCAGAGUAGUCCCUGUAUGCAACUGGAUUGAAACCAGACUUUCAUAGUUCUCCUGGAUUUCUUCAAAAGCUUUCUGUGCUUGGGUGGUGGGUGCUGGUUCGUCUUGGUUGUUCGAUUCUAACCAUGACAGUUUUUUCACUAAUUUUGUGGUAUCGCCAUCAGGAUGUUAGGAAGUCUUUUUGCUCCUGUCUUUCCUCAUUUAAAAUGAAGGACCAAAUUUCUUUCUUCCCAUAUAUAUUUUUUCCCCUCCUAUUUCUCUCCUUUCCCCUCCUAUUUCUCUCCUUUCUUCAGUAAAGAACUCUGGUGAAUACAUCUGAGAAAACUGAUAGCAUUUGCUGUUUGAACAGUUGUUGUUAACCUGUUUUUUAACAUCUCAUCGUAUAUAUUAGCAUAACACAUCUUCUGACAAGACAAUAAGUAUGUUGUAUGUUUAUCUUGUGCUGUGUUUGAGAAGUCUUUUGUGGGAUAUGCAUAAAUGCAUUUGUACGUGCGUGAUUAUCAAUGCCAUAUGUUGAAGGUACCAUAUUCCUCCAAGGAUAUAGAUGCUAACAGUCAGUUGGUGGAUCUGGCGUGCUUAGAAAAGUCAAGCAUUGCGAUGCACUGGGGUUUCAUGUUAGUUUUAUUUUGUAUAUUACAUAUAACCUAUUAUGGAAAUGUAUUCAAAAGGUUGUCUGGAUCUUUUUCAAUAGGCUUUGGAUCCUCUGAAUGUGCUGCAAGCAUUCUGUUGCUGGCAUGACUAAAUGUAUCAGACAACAGUGGCAGUCAGGUUUUUUUAUCUACACUUUUAAUGAUGUGAUUGUAUUGCAAUUUAUGCAUGUAGUGUCUUGUGCUACGUCAGGGGAGAAAAAGUUUUAUCAGUAUGCAUUUGGAAUGCGUAUUGUCUUCAGUGGUGUCUGGAAUUUCAUUCAGGUCAGCUUUACAAAUAUAUCAGUGCAGCUCAAUUAGCUUUGCUAGGUUAAAUAAUGGAAAUUACCCCAGAUAUUGGUAUAAUGAAAAUUCCAGUAAACACUGAAUACAGAUGUAAACAAAGGAGAAAUAAGCAGAACAUCUGAGAUAUUGACUGCACAGACAUCAUGGUUCUCUAAGGGGAGAGGUGUACCUGAAGGGGAAAAAAGGAAAAGAAGAACUGAGCUGACCUAUGUGAUGUCUUUCCAUAGCUUUUUUUCAUAGUAUUUUUCCAUCUCUGAAGCUGCCAAUCAUACUCUGAGUUAAAAUUUAAGCUUGUGGCGUAUCUUUUAAAGGACAGUAUUUUUAAAUGGCUAUCUCUACGUUUCUGAUACAAAUCCAAUCAACUUUGUAUUUCUCAUUCUCUAACAGUUUAUAAUCCCUUACAGCUUCAAGAGGACUCAAAAGCACAAUUAUCCAGUAACAUAAGAAGUUGAAACUCUGUUUAAAUUAUUGGGCAUGUAAGAUCUUUUAUAGUCUAUCAAAGCUUUGUGACUUGGAAAGCUCCUAGUGCCCUUUUUUGUAUUUCCUGUGCUUAGACUGACUACAGGUGGGAAAAAAUUCUGUUGUCAUUUAUGUACCUCUGCAACAACAUUAUUAAUGGAAAUAUGGUGUCUAAGCAUUAGAUCAUUUAGUCUACUUCAAUAAACCAUCUUAUUUUUUGUGGCCA